Molecule: messenger RNA, 498 nt
Organism: Nicotiana attenuata
Lineage: Eukaryota; Viridiplantae; Streptophyta; Magnoliopsida; Solanales; Solanaceae
Exons: 1
Coding region: 1-498 (165 amino acids)
Source: RefSeq, a predicted model, not a curated record
AUGUAUUUACAAGGCUCACGCCUGGAGCCCUUAUACAAAAAAGGAACAAAUGAAAACCUAAUCUACCGCCAGGGUUACUUGACCGGACGGAGCUCCCUCAGAUGUGUGCCUUCAACGGCCUGGCCCUCGACCCCCAAAACAUCGACGGCCUCCUCCCCCUCGGGGACUUCACCUUCGUCUUCAUCAUCCUCCGAGUUGCUGGUCGAAUCACUGGCUGAACCAUCAUCGGAAGAAAGCAGAGUUGCCGAUCCUUCCUCCAGGGCCUUCACCCUCUCGAUCUCGGUAGAAAAAUCGAAGCCCCCUGCAUAUACAUCCUCGAGAGCCUAUCUCCGAGAUCUUAAUCGGGCAUGUUCCACGGCUCGGGACAGUUUAAGCUCGGCCUCUUCAGAUACCUUCCUGGCUCGAGCAUUUGCAGCAACCACAUCUUUUUGGUAUGAGGUUAUGAGCGCAGCGGCUUCGGACUUAGCAGCAAAUAGCUCAGCAACUUAUUCAGCAUGA